UCGAAAUGCCGCGGGGGUAGGAGAGGAGAGGAGCGGAGGCAGUUGGAUCAGAUCAAAUCGAGGGGAGGGUGCGGAGGGCUAGGGUUUGGGGGUUGAGAGAGAGGGGAUCGGGAGGGAGGCUAGGGUUAGUAUCAACCAUGAUGUCGAGGUCGUACACCAACCUGCUCGACCUCGCGGCGGGGAACUUCGCGGCGCUGGGGCCGGCGGGGGGAGGGAGGAGGCGGUCGGGGUCGUUCGGGGCGAAGCGGAUGACGCGGGUGAUGACGGUGCCCGGGACGCUGUCGGAGCUGGACGACGAGGACGACGAGCCGGCGGCGACGAGCAGCGUGGCGUCCGACGUGCCGUCGUCGGCGGUGUGCGAGCGCCUCAUCGUGGUGGCCAACCAGCUCCCCGUGGUGGCGCGACGCCGGGCGGACGGGCGCGGGUGGACGGUGUCGUGGGACGACGACUCGCUCCUCCUCCGCCUCCGCGACGGCGUCCCCGACGAGAUGGAGGUGCUCUUCAUCGGCACCCUCCGCGCCGACGUGCCCGCCUGCGAGCAGGACGAGGUGUCGCAGACCCUAAUCGACGGGUUCGGGUGCGCCCCCGUGUUCCUCCCCGCGGGGCUCUACGACCGCUUCUACCAGAACUUCUGCAAGAGCUACCUCUGGCCGCUGUUCCACUACAUGCUUCCCUUCGCCUCCGCCUUGCCAACCGCCGCAUCCGGCGAUGGCCGGUUCGACCGCGGCGCAUGGGAGGCGUACGUGCUCGCCAACAAAUAUUUCUUCGAGAAGGUGGUCGAGGUCAUCAACCCGGAGGACGACUACGUUUGGGUCCACGAUUACCACCUCAUGGCGCUGCCUACCUUCCUCCGCCGCCGCUUCAUUCGCCUCCGCAUCGGAUUCUUCCUCCACAGCCCUUUUCCCUCUUCAGAGAUCUACCGCUCCCUACCCAUCCGAGACGAGAUCCUAAGAACACUGCUUAAUUGCGAUCUCAUUGGAUUCCACACAUUCGAUUAUGCGAGACACUUCCUGUCCUGCUGUAGUAGGAUGCUGGGGAUAGAGUACCAAUCAAAGCGAGGAAACAUUGGAUUGGAUUACUUUGGCCGCACUGUUGGGAUCAAGAUUAUGCCAGUUGGUAUCCAUAUGGGUCAAUUGCAAUCAGUGCUGCGAUCGUCUGAGAAAGAACAGAGGGUUACUGAGCUACGGCAGCAAUUUGAGGGCAAGUCCGUGUUUCUUGGGGUGGAUGAUAUGGAUAUCUUCAAAGGAAUCAAUUUAAAACUUCUUGCGUUUGAGAAUAUGCUGAGGAUGCAUCCCAAGUGGCAGGGAAGAGCUGUGUUGGUGCAAAUAGCAAACCCAGCACGAGGGAAGGGAAAGGAUCUGGAGGCCAUCCAGGCUGAGAUUCGAGAGAGUUCUCAGAGAAUUAACAGGGAGUUUGGCCGGUCAGGUUACAGUCCAGUGAUUCUCAUUGACCGGAGUGUGCCAAGUGUGGAGAGGCUUGCAUAUUACACGAUCGCUGAGUGUGUCGUGGUGACAGCUGUGAGGGAUGGGAUGAAUUUGACACCAUAUGAAUACAUUGUCUGCAGGGAGGGGAUACCUGGCUCUGAAUCUGAACCAGAGGUGAGUGGACCAAAGAAGAGCAUGUUAGUUGUGUCGGAGUUUAUUGGUUGCUCACCUUCACUGAGCGGUGCCAUUCGUAUUAACCCGUGGAAUAUUGAGGCAACUGCAGAGGCACUGAAUGAGGCCAUCUCGAUGUCAGAGCGUGAAAAGCAGCUCAGGCAUGAAAAACAUUAUCGUUAUGUCAGCACCCAUGAUGUUGCAUAUUGGUCUAAGAGCUUCGUACAGGACCUGGAGAGGGCUUGCAAGGAUCACUUUAGGAAACCAUGCUGGGGCAUUGGAUUGGGAUUUGGCUUCAGGGUGGUAGCCCUAGACCCACAUUUCACAAAGCUUAAUUUGGAUUCAAUUAUAAUGUCUUAUGAGAGAGCAAAGAGUAGAGCUAUAUUUCUUGACUAUGAUGGUACAUUGGUGCCACAGGCUUCCCUCAACAAGAGUCCAAGCGAAGAAUUAGUGAGGAUUGUUAAUGCCCUAUGCGCAGAUAGGAAUAACACCGUUUUCAUUGUCAGCGGGAGAAGCAAGGAUGACUUGAGCAAAAAGCUUAUCGCAUGUCCAAAACUAGGAAUUGCAGCUGAACAUGGCUACUUCUUAAGGUGGACUAGAGACGAAGAGUGGCAAACCACUGCACAUACCUCAGAUUUUGGAUGGAUGCAAAUGGCGAGGCCAGUGAUGAAUCUUUAUACUGAAGCAACUGAUGGGUCCACCAUUGAGACGAAAGAAACUGCAUUGGUGUGGCACCAUCAGGACGCUGACCAAGGUUUUGGCUCUUCCCAGGCAAAGGAGAUGCUUGAUCACUUGGAAGGUGUAUUAGCAAAUGAACCAGUCUCAGUCAAGAGUGGCCAGUUCAUCGUCGAAGUCAAACCUCAGGGUGUUAGCAAAGGGCUCAUUGCUGAGAAGAUACUCUCAUCAAUGAAGGAGAAAGGGCAACAGGCAGAUUUUGUAUUAUGCAUUGGUGAUGACAGGUCAGAUGAGGAUAUGUUUGAAAAUAUUGCUGAUGUCAUGAAAAGGAGCAUUGUUGCACCGAAAACUCCACUUUUUGCAUGUACCGUGGGCCAGAAGCCAAGCAAAGCUAGGUUCUACCUGGAUGAUACAUUCGAAGUAGUCACCAUGUUGAGUUCACUAGCGGAUGCUUCAGAACCAGACCCUAUAGACUUCGAAGAUGACUUGGCCACAUCAGUCUCAUCCAUAGAUAUUGGUGACAAUCUGAGACAAUUCAGUAAUAUAAGGACAGAAGGAUCUUAGCCUGGUGUUUUCAUUCUAUUUGAACUGCGUGAUGGCAUGUGAAACAAAAUGAAACACCAGAAGGUUAAAUAUGCUACAUGUCAAGAUGUCAAAUUCUUGGAUUCAUGAUUCAUUUUGGUGAAUAUGAUGGGGUUCCUCAGGUGGGUAAGGAGAUUAAAACAUAUAGCUGCAAAUACUCUGAAGUCUGGAAAUGGAUUACAGUUGAGUAGCUCCCAAAUAACCUCAUUCUGCAUUUUGUUACGGCGGCAUUUGGUACCUGUCGCUGCUUUAUGUCCAUAAAUGACCUGCCAUGUUACUUUCCAUUUGAAUUUGUAUCCCAAUGCAUCGGCUUGGCAGAAGUGCAUCGGUGCAAUGUGGGAAAUAUGAGGGUAAUCCUGUGACAGGAUGACUGCAGCUUGUGAUUUCUUGUUUGUUAUCCUGGUUAACAUAAAUCGCCUAGUAGAGAAAACUAGUGAUGUUUUUCGUCUUAAUGUUGUGGCAGUGUGGAGGUUGACAUUUGAUUCAUUGGUUGACAGCCUUAUCUGUAUCAUCCUUAUAUGUAGCUAAUUUAUAUCGAGUUCUUCAGAA
Molecule: messenger RNA, 3401 nt
Organism: Oryza brachyantha (malo sina)
Lineage: Eukaryota; Viridiplantae; Streptophyta; Magnoliopsida; Poales; Poaceae
Product: probable alpha,alpha-trehalose-phosphate synthase [UDP-forming] 7
Exons: 3
Coding region: 138-2834 (898 amino acids)
Biological process (GO): trehalose biosynthetic process
Cellular component (GO): cytosol
Molecular function (GO): catalytic activity
Source: RefSeq, a predicted model, not a curated record